This is a messenger RNA of Penicillium alfredii, 1017 nucleotides long. RefSeq lists its product as uncharacterized. The coding region runs from base 1 to 1017 and encodes 338 amino acids. Gene Ontology annotation, molecular function: 3-beta-hydroxysteroid 3-dehydrogenase (NADP+) activity. The transcript is spliced from 2 exons. The record is from RefSeq and is a predicted model, not a curated record. Gene Ontology annotation, cellular component: endoplasmic reticulum membrane; lipid droplet; mitochondrial outer membrane. Lineage: Eukaryota; Fungi; Ascomycota; Eurotiomycetes; Eurotiales; Aspergillaceae.
AUGACCGGAACGGUGAUCAUCACCGGCGCAACCGGCUCGCUGGCUCUCGAAGCCGUGCAGCAGCUGCUCUCGUCCCACCCGUCACUGACGAUAGUGGGCACCGUCCGAAAUGCCAGCCAAAACCCCAAAAGUUCUUAUCUGCUCCAAUUAGAAGACCUCGCACCACAAUACCUCGGCAGCAAGUUGGUUCUCAAAAGCGCAGACCUAAACUCGCUGACAGAGGUGCGAUCCUUCGCCGACGACGUUGCCAGCCAGGUGGCGUCGGGAGAACUGCCUGCGAUCUCUGCUAUCAUCUGUAACGCGUUCACCUGGUCAUUGGAGGAUGGUUUGAGAUUCUCUCGCGAUGACUAUGAAUCCACGUUCCAAGUGAACCAUCUCGCGCACUUCCUGCUCGUGAUGAAGCUUCUAUCGAGUAUGGAUCGGGAACGCGGGCGAGUGGUUCUGCUCGGCUCUGGAGUCCAUGAUCCGGAGCUGCAGAACCCUCUCUCCAAACUGGGUGCGCAUCUGCCUGACGCCGAUGAGGACCUUGAUCAAUUGGUCAAGCCUGGCCCUGACCCCGCUGGGACUGAACAUGAUAUGGGGUGGCGGCGCUAUGCCACCAGCAAGUUGGCCAACGUCAUGUUCAUGCACAGUCUGAAUCAACAACUGGAGCGGAACCCCUCGCUCCGCAACAUCACCGUGACCACUAUGGACCCGGGCGCUCUCGUGAGCUCUCGAGCACAUGCCGUCCAGCGUCCACUAGCCAAGUCUUUGUUUGGGGUUGUGAAGCUGUUGCUCCCUGUCUUGAAGCUUUUUACCUACCAAUUUCGCUCAAAUGCGGAUUCGGCGAGAGAUCUCACGGCGCUGGCUGUGGAUCCCAAGUACCAUUCUGUCCGAGGGUAUUUCACAGGACAGAAGCAGAUUCCAUCUGCUCCAAUGAGUCAAGACAAGGAGAAAAUGAAGGCACUUUGGUUGGCGUGUUGGAAGUGGACUUCUUUGGAGGAAACCGAGACCUGUCUGUCCAAGCAGGUGUCUUGA